Fusarium poae is the source of this 1332-nucleotide messenger RNA. RefSeq lists its product as uncharacterized. Lineage: Eukaryota; Fungi; Ascomycota; Sordariomycetes; Hypocreales; Nectriaceae. Gene Ontology annotation, cellular component: mitochondrion. The record is from RefSeq and is a predicted model, not a curated record. Gene Ontology annotation, biological process: mitochondrial tRNA threonylcarbamoyladenosine modification. The coding region runs from base 1 to 1332 and encodes 443 amino acids. The transcript has a single exon.
AUGCGGUCUCUCUUAUUGAGCGGUAAUAGGAGGACGCUCUUGGGUGCUAUCCAACGCCACAGGCGCCUUCUAACGACACUUGCAAUUGAAACAUCAUGUGACGACACUGGCGUCGCUAUCCUUCGUCACACCUCACAAUCAACAGAACUUCUCUUCAACGAACGCAUAUCCUCUGACAAUCGCCUUUUCAAAGGAAUACAUCCUAUUGUAGCAGCAAAAGGCCACAGCGUAGCUUUAGCACCGCUUGUUCGUCGUGCGCUGGAUGCUUUACCAACUGCAGAAGAUGGAGACAAUAAGAGAAUCUGCUACGCUAGUGGCGUGAGAAAACAGAUUCCGGAUUUUGUGUCUGUGACUCGCGGACCAGGAAUGCGUUCGAAUCUAGGAAUCGGUCUGGAUAUGGCAAAGGGUCUGGCUGUUGCUUGGGGCGUACCGUUAGUGGGUGUUCAUCACAUGCAGGCUCAUGCUCUGACACCACGAUUGGCGAGAGCAUUGGGCAUGAGUAUGGGUGAAGCAGAAGAGUCUAGAGAAGGACCAGAGUUUCCCUUCCUUUCUCUUCUUGUUUCCGGGGGACAUACUCAGCUUGUUCACUCGACAGGCCUGACAGAGCACUCCAUAGUCGCUACGAGUGGCGAUAUUGCCAUUGGAAACCUCCUUGACCAGACAGCUCGUGAUAUCUUGCCACCUGAGAUAUUCGAUGCGAGCGAGCACGUUAUGUAUGGUCGUCUUCUAGAAGCCUUCGCCUUUCCUCCAGGCUCUGAUACAUCUGCCGUUUACGAAGUUGUCUUCACACCACCAGCUUCCCGUUCCGCAGAAAUGACUCCCCCAUCCACAGGUUACGACUGGAAUAUCCCCACGCCAUUCCGACAAACUCGCAAGCUCGCCUUCUCUUUCAGCAGUAUCUAUACCCACGUCCAUGACCUGGCAACAUCCCGCCCUUCCAUGUCCAUCCCUGAACGCCGUGCUCUAGCACAGCACACUAUGAUGGCAGCGUUCGUGCACCUCGCAGGUCGAUUAUGCAUCGCUCUUGACGACAAGCCUGAGCUACGAGCUGCCAAGACUCUCGUCGUGGCGGGUGGUGUUGCAAGCAAUAAGUUUCUUAUGCACGUCCUACGAUCCAUGCUGGCUGUUAGGGGCUACGAGGAGAUGGAGAUUGUUGCGCCACCCGUGGAGUUGUGUACUGACAAUGCGGCCAUGAUAGCUUGGACGGGUAUGGAGAUGUUCCAGGCUGGGUAUGAGUCUGAGUUGAGCAUCACGGGAAUUGGAAAGUGGCCUAUGGAUCCUGAGAUGGGGGAGGGGAUAUUGGGUGUUGAUGGUUGGAUAACGAGAGACUGA